CGUCAACUCCGCAACCAACAUCCGGCACGCGCUGGUGGAAAUGCUGCUGGGGCACAAGCGACCUGCAUCGCUGCAGACUGGCGGCGGCGGCGGCGGCGGCGGCGGCAGCGGCGGCGGCGGCAGCGGCGGCGGCGGCAGCGGCAGCGGCGGCGGCGCGUGCGCGCAUCUUGGUAGCGGAGGGGGCGGGAAAGGCCACGUGGAGGAGGAGAGCGCAGCGCCGCCCAAGAAGCGGCGCAAGCGCGCAGGCUGAGGAGCCGGCUGGCGGUGUCUAGGUAGCGGUCCGCGGUGGGGCUGGCAGGGCAUGCGUUGCGGCAUGACAAGUAGUGCGGCUGUUGACAACUGUGCUACGUCUGGCUGCGGUUGGCUCUGCUGUGGCAUCGUGAUUGCUAGGCACCCAGUUUGGCUAUGUGCCUGUGGAAACCGACCCCGGCUAUGUCCGGGCGAUGAGGUUGUUCGGCCUCAGACUGUGGAGGGGCUCAGCCCCUUUUCCCGUGACCGGGGAACACUUGUUCACAUUGCACCAGGUAAAUUUGGCUGAUUACAUUGAUCUUUUGCGGGUCGAGGAUGGCAGUUUAUUUCACCCCCGAGUAAAGGGGGGCACCUGUUUUUGGCACCGUGCCUGGCUUUAGCCUGGAGGGGUGAGCGAAUGAGCGGUGGGCCGCAUGGCCGGCACGUUUCUCGCUGGCUUUCUCGGCUUCGUCUUAUAAGCAUUCACAGUAACGUUGUACGGUAUUGUGCUGGUGAGUAGCAGCGCGGCGUUUCAGAACGCGACAUUGGCACCAUCCUUGCCAGGCAGUAGUAGUGAUGUACUUUGCUCGCAGGACUGUAGCCGUACGUGCAGCAGAGCAGGGCAGAUGGACUAGCAUUGGUGAUGUUGACCGGCUCGUGCAGUGAGCGCGCACUCAUGCAUGUGUGUUCAAUAUGUGAAUUAUGAAGCGCGCAUGUAGCAAGGGGCCGAAUUAAAAGGCAGGCGUGGGCCUGGCACAAGUGCCACGCACGGGCGACGAAAUGUUUGUUAUGCGGUUCACGUCUGCAUGACGAAGCAGCAUUGAGCCGGCCGGUUAUCGAGCAAGCCGGCAGUUUGGCACCGGUAGGAGAAGUCUGUUGUCCGUUUGCCAGACGGCGGGCAGCCGUGUCGCCCUGGCUGGUUGUGUGCUGUUUAGCUGAAGGGAUUUGAGUAGUGAUGGGGCUCUGCAUGCCCCUGUGUACGUAGGUUUAUUAGAGGUCAUUGGCGCCUGCCGCCUUCACGGAUGUAUGGUGUGCCGGAGGUCACACCGCUGUCUCCUUUCAGUAUUCAUAACAUUAUUGCAUUUUACAACUGCGACGUACGGUCAGCAUCUGUGAGGAAUUGCGUGACGUGGCAAAGAGCGUGUGGUGCGUGUUUACAGAAAUCCAGGAUUGCGGAGUGCAGGCGAGAGGGUGACUACCGCACGUGUCGCUGGUACGGGUGGUAAGGGGCAGUGUAGGUGAUAUGCCCCGGCACACGUAUGAAGCAGUAGUAUCCUGAGGUACAGAUAGGCCCAAUAAUCGCAUGGCCAGUCCGUUGCGCAGCCGCUAGAAGGAUCUGGCAAGCUGCUGUGAGGAUUUACUCAAUAGAGAGGUGUACUUUUAUAAUACCGGUAUGCUGCGUGGCGCCACCUGAAAGUGCAGGAGUUG
Molecule: messenger RNA, 1656 nt
Organism: Chlamydomonas reinhardtii
Lineage: Eukaryota; Viridiplantae; Chlorophyta; Chlorophyceae; Chlamydomonadales; Chlamydomonadaceae
Exons: 1
Coding region: 41-250 (69 amino acids)
Source: RefSeq, a predicted model, not a curated record